Pungitius pungitius (ninespine stickleback) is the source of this 752-nucleotide messenger RNA. Its product is annotated as histone H2B 1/2-like. Gene Ontology annotation, cellular component: nucleosome. The transcript has a single exon. The record is from RefSeq and is a predicted model, not a curated record. Gene Ontology annotation, molecular function: structural constituent of chromatin; DNA binding; protein heterodimerization activity. Lineage: Eukaryota; Metazoa; Chordata; Actinopteri; Perciformes; Gasterosteidae. The coding region runs from base 12 to 383 and encodes 123 amino acids.
GAUCCUGAAUCAUGCCUGAGGUUGUGAAAGCGCCCAAGAAGGGCUCCAAGAAAGCCGUGUCCAAGGCCGUCAGCAAGAGCGGCAAGAAGAAGAGGAAGACCAGGAAGGAGAGCUACGCCAUCUACGUGUACAAGGUGAUGAAGCAGGUCCACCCCGACACAGGCAUCUCCUCCAAGGCCAUGGGCAUCAUGAACUCGUUCGUGAGCGACAUCUUUGAGCGCAUCGCCGGUGAGGCCUCUCGUCUGGCUCACUACAACAAGCGCUCCACCAUCACCUCCAGGGAGAUCCAGACCGCUGUCCGCCUGCUGCUGCCCGGCGAACUGGCGAAGCACGCCGUGUCUGAGGGAACCAAGGCCGUGACCAAGUACACCAGCUCCAAGUAGACCUCAUCUAGAACACCAACCUAAAGGCUCUUUUAAGAGCCACCCACUUCUUCUGAAGACAAUUUCCUGAUGUUUUUUAUAUCUGCAGGGCAUACUAUAAAUUUUUGUUUUAAAACUUCAUAGGAUAUCCAAUAUAAACACUGUAAACCAUCUUAAUUGCAAGACAUUGCCUUGUUGCCUAAUUGUAUACAUACAUACAUUUGGUAACAAACUUUUUCCUCAUCAAAUUAACUCUGUGAAAUAGAUACCAGUAUCUACUCCAGAAUCAAACCAUUUAAUGACUGAAGUGGGCAUGUAGUUUUCUCCCUCUCCAAUUUUUGUAUUGUAGUGAAUGAGUAAUUACUCAUAUCUGUACAUUGUGAAUACAUA